AUGACAGACAACACAACUUCACGUGAAAAGAAAUGGAAACUGCGUAGACUUGCUGAGGACAACUGUGCUAUAAAACAAUUCUCGUUUAUGAAUUAUAUCGUAGAGCAGCAGUGGAAAUCACCACAUCCAAUACAUCAACUGUGGUUUGGUCUAACAUGUAGCUGUGGUCACGUAUACGACACUGCACCAAAGAGACAAAUCGAUUUGCACACACAAAAUCAUGUGAUGCGUGGACGCAGAAAUUGGACGUCAUCGAUUCUGGACCAAAGCGACACACGCACGACUCGCCAUGGAGACUGUCUCAGACUGUGCACUUACAACGCGAGAACAGUGUCCACAGACGCUGACCUGCAUGCCCUUCUCGGAGCUGCAGAGCGUAUCAAAUUUCACGUGAUUGCUCUGCAGGAGACCAAGUGUAGAAAGAGCGACGUACGACAGAUGAAUGACGGUACACUCGUCAUUCGUGGAAAGAAGGUUCCAUCGCGAAAUGUAGGCGGUGUUGGUUCUGUUGUGCACCCAUCUGUCGUCCACCUUGUCGAUUCUAACGAGAUCCUGUCACCUCGUCUGGCCAUUCUUCACCUCCGCCCUCUGCGCCAAAAACCCAUCAGUAUCAUCAACUGCUACUCACCAUCAUCAGCAGCUGAUGAAUCUGAAUUGGACGCGUUUUACGAGGAGUUGGAAGAGGUAAUCCGCAACAAGAAGUCCUUCUAUAAAUUCGUUGUCGGAGACUUCAACGCAAAACUAGGAAAGGACACAGAGGAGGAAUACAGGAUUGGAAGAUUUGGACUAGGGGACCGAAAUGAAAAUGGCAAUCGUUUCGCCGGGCUGUUGUCCGCCGCUCGCCUCUUUCAUGGGAACUCUCUUUUCAUGAAAAAAGAUCGUCGUCGGUGGACAUGA
Necator americanus (New World hookworm) is the source of this 897-nucleotide messenger RNA. RefSeq lists its product as uncharacterized. Gene Ontology annotation, molecular function: catalytic activity. Lineage: Eukaryota; Metazoa; Nematoda; Chromadorea; Rhabditida; Ancylostomatidae. The transcript has 2 exons. The coding region runs from base 1 to 897 and encodes 298 amino acids. Gene Ontology annotation, cellular component: nucleus. Gene Ontology annotation, biological process: chromatin remodeling. The record is from RefSeq and is a predicted model, not a curated record.